UCUUCAGCCAUUUGCAAGAUAUGUGAAUUAUCAUUUGAAUCUGAGCAGGUUCUGUUGCAGCAUAUGAAGGAUAAUCAUAAGCCUGGAGAAAUGCCAUAUGUUUGCCAGGUGUGCAAUUAUAGGUCCUCAGUUUUUUUAGAUAUCGAUAUUCAUUUUCGAAAUGUCCACGAAAACACUAAAAAUUUGCUGUGUCCAUUUUGUCUGAAAGUUAUUAAAUCAGGAACUCCAUACAUGCAGCAUUACAUGAAACACCAGAAUAAAGGUGUGUAUAGAUGUGCAAAGUGCAGGCUGCAGUUUUUGUCUUGCAAAGAAAAAAUGGAUCACAAAGCUCAGCAUCACAGGACAUUCAGAAAGCCAAAACAACUUGAAGGUCUUCCUCCAGGAACAAAGGUCACAAUCCGAGCAUCUUCUGGAGGAAAUACCAACCCUGUUUCCCCUCCUACCACUUCAACUCCAAGAAAUCCUCCCUCCACUCCAAGAAAUCCUCCUUCCUCACCUAGAAAUCCUCCCCCCACUCCUAGAAAUCCUCCCUCCACUCCUAGAAAUCCUCCCUCCGCUCCUAGAAAUCCUCCCUCCGCUCUAAAAAUCCUCCCUCCACUCCGAAAAAAUCCUCCCUCCAUUCCUAGAAAUCCUCCCUCCAUUCCCAGAAAUCCUCCAUCCACUCCCAGAAAUCCUCCCUCCACUCCUAUAAAUCCUCCUUCCAUUUCCAUUAAUCCUCCUGCCACUCCACCCAGGCCACCCACUCAGUUCCUGCCUGUAACGCCAUCUCAGCCAGUUCCUAAAAUCAAGACUGUAAGUCCUAAGAACAAUCAGGUUUCUCCACCUAAAGUAAACACACUGUCACCUAAACCUAAAUCACCUCCAAAGAAGUCUGUGACUCCAAACACUACAAAAAGAAUGAAGGUGACUAAUACAGCAUUGCGAAAUAUAAGGUACAUUCCUGGGCUCCAUAAAUGCAUUGAAUGUCAUCGUCAAGUGGUGGAUUUUGAGGGGCAUUUCCACACUUAUGUGCACUGCAGCAAAUGCAAGUUCAGUACCAGCUGCAAUAAAGCUUACACUAACCACAUGCUG
This is a messenger RNA of Staurois parvus, 1071 nucleotides long. The record is from the annotation of a GenBank genome assembly. Lineage: Eukaryota; Metazoa; Chordata; Amphibia; Anura; Ranidae.